This is a messenger RNA of Sphenostylis stenocarpa, 324 nucleotides long. NCBI's taxonomy places the organism in Eukaryota, Viridiplantae, Streptophyta, Magnoliopsida, Fabales, Fabaceae. The record is from the annotation of a GenBank genome assembly.
AUGCGUGCAUCGUACUUAGUUGUCAUAAUUGGACGUGUGACUGCUAAGGUUGCUGAUGCUUUGUGUGUAAAGGGUAAGCCAGAAGCCAGAGGACAUGGCGUCAUUUUCAUUGAUCCACGCUCUGCUAUGAAGGCUUUAUCCCUUUGCUCGGGCCCUGGUGCUACCAAGUAUAUUCUGGAAACUCGUUCAGAAAAACCAAAGGAUGGUCGGUGUGGCAGAGCUGGGAGCAUUUUUGGAAUAGAAAGGGAGCCAAGGAAUCAUUCACACACUAAUCUCAAGCGCUUUUGUGGAAAUAGACUUGUAUUUUUGGCCAGUAAUGAAUAG